This is a messenger RNA of Coregonus sp. 'balchen', 17532 nucleotides long. The record is from the annotation of a GenBank genome assembly. NCBI's taxonomy places the organism in Eukaryota, Metazoa, Chordata, Actinopteri, Salmoniformes, Salmonidae.
AUGCCUGAGAUGGGAAAAGAAGAGGGGCUACUGCUUCAUGUGAUCGACAGACUUAGAGACCAGGUAAGUUUGUGUACUACUGCGUACAGAAAAAUCGCAAUGUAAGUAUACAGGAUAUACAGUACAAAAAGACAUAUCAGUCUCCUCAGAGAAGGUUCCAGAGUGGUUCGUUACCCUUUACCAAGAUGAAUAGUAAAAAAAGCACAGCUCAGUGAUGUUUGGAUUAUGGCAACCUCAACGGUUUUUAAGACAUCGAGUGGAGUUUCGAGUUUCACUUCAGUAAAGGUUGGAGUGUGGAGUUAAGGUAAAGGUUGAAUCUACCUGAGAGUUUGUUUUAUUAUAAAGGUCAAUUCUACUUCCGUUGCAUCCUUGAAAUGUCAAGACAUCAAAAUAAUAGUUGAAAAGAGAGUAAAACCCUUGAUCGCAGCUUACUCAGUGCUGACAAAGAACAAAUGUUUUGUCUCCCUCAAGGUAUGGAAAUUGUGAUUCCUCCCCCCUCCAAACUAGUGCACACAAACUACUGCAACGACUGAGUAUGAUGUGCCUAACCUUCAUACACAUACGUUACCAGUCAAAAGUUUGGACACACCUACUCGUUCAAUGGUUUUUCUUUAUUUUUACUAUUUUUUACAUUGUAGAAUAAUAGUGAAGACAUCAAAACUAUGAAAUAACACAUGUGGAAUCAUGUAGUAAAUAAAAAAGUGCUGAACAAAUCAAAAUAUAUUUUAUAUUUGAGAUUCUUCAAAUAGCCACCCUUUGUCUUGAUUACAGCUUUGCACACUCUUGGCAUUCUCUCAACCAGCUUCACCUGGAAUGCUUUUCCAACAGUCUUGAAGGAGUUCCUACAUAUGCUGAGCACUUGUUGGCUGCUUUUCCUUCACUCUGCGGUCCGAGUCAUUCCAAACCAUCUCAAUUGGGUUGAGGUCAGGGGAUUGUGGAGGUCAGGUCAUCUGAUGCAGCACUCCAUCACUCUCCUUCUUGGUAAAAUAGCCCUUACACAGCUUGGAGGUGUGUUGGGACAUUGUCCUGUUGAAAAAUGAUAGUCCCACCAAGCCCAAACCAGAUGGGAUGGCAUAUCACUGUAGAAUGCUGUGGUAGCCAUGCUGUUUAAGUGUGCCUUGAAUUCUAAAUAAAUCACAGACAGUGUCACCAGCAAAGCACCCCCACACCAAAACACCUCCUCCUCCAUGCUUUACGGUGGGAACGACACAUGCGGAGAUCAUCCGUGUCUGUUACUUGAACUCUGUGAAGCAUUUAUUUGGGCUACAAUUUCUGAGGCUAGUAACUCUAAUGAACUUAUCCUCUGCAGCAGAGGUAACUCUGGGUCUUCCAUUCCUGUGGUGGUCCUCAUGAGAGCCAGUUUCAUCAUAGCGCUUGAUGUUUUUGCAACUGCACUUCAAGAACUCAAAGUUCUUGAAAUGUUCCUGAUUAACUGACCUUCAUGUCUUAAAGUAAUGAUGGACUGUCGUUUCUCUUUGCUUAUUUGAGCUGUUCUUGCCAUAAUAUGGACUUGGUCUUUUACCAAAUAGGGCUAUCUUCUGUAUACCCCCCCUACCUUGUCACAACUCAACUGAUUGGCUCAAACGCAUUAAGAAGGAAAUAAAUUCCACAAAUUAACUUUUAACAAGGCACACCUGUUGAUUGAAAUGCAUUCCAGGUGAUUACCUCAUGACGCUGGUUGAGAGAAUGCCAAGAGUGUGCAAAGCUGUCAUCAAGGCAAAGGGUGACUACUUUGAAGAACCUCAAAUAUAACAUAUAUUUGGAUUUGUUUAACACUUUUUUGGUUAGUACAUGAUUCCAUAUGUGUUAUUUCAUAGUUCUGAUGUCUUCACUAUUAUUCUACAGUGUAGAAAAUAGUACAAAUAAAUACAAACUCUUGAAUGAGUACGUGUGUCCAAUCUUUUUUGACUGGUACUGUAAGUGAAAUCAUACUUUUUCAGACACAGAAUUUUCUGAAAAAGGAUGAAAAUAAUUAUCACAGGGUACAAUAGACAAAGAUUACCACGUCUGUCCCCUGUUUGUGGAGUUGAGGGUAAUAAGAGCAGAGGAGGAGACGAGAGGACUGAGGGGAAUUGGGUUAGUGCCCUACAGUGUGGAGAGGGAGAAAGUGAUUGGAGGAGAGGAUGAUUACAGAGCCAAGUGCAUAUGAGUUGACACAAAAGGAGGCAAUAAAAUAAGUCACACCAAUAUCAAGGGCCUUGGUCAAGGAAAAUGAUUACAAUUUGGAUGGCAAAAGUGGCCUUGGUCUAUACAGUUUACCUGGCUUUGAGAGAGAGAGAGAGAGAGAGAGAGAGAGAGAGAGAGAGAGAGAGAGAGAGAUAGAGAGAGAGAUAGAGAGAGAGAGAGAUCUAUCGAGCGAUCUAUUUCUCUAGACGCUAUCUCUCUAUAUCUCUUCUUCUCUCUCGCUCUCGCUAGUCUCUAUCUCUACUCUAGCGCUCUCUUCUUCUCUAUCUCGCUCUCAGGAGCUAGAGAGGUGAGACAGUCAUCCCUCUUUAAUGGAUGUCGUGUUGGAGAGGCUAAAAAGAGAGGAGUGUUUGAUGGAGAGCAGGGCUGAGGGUCUUGCUGCAGGCCUCUCUUUAUCAUCGCUGCCUGUGUUUAAAAAUACAUCUCCCUCCCUCCUUCCACCCCCUCCAUCCGCCCCCAGCCUUCAUUUGCUUCAGAAGGCCAUCCUGCUGAUAAUUACCUCCUAUGCUAACGUGUGCCCUCUUACGCACACACACGCACACACACACACACACACACACACACACACAGACAGACAAACACACGCACAGGUCUACAGAAUUUGCUGAUGGUCACUGCUGGUUCUUCACACCCUUGGGUGAGGAGAAGAGGGGGGAGGGUGGGAAGGAACUUCCCCAUAAGGGGUCCCUCGGCACGGCGGAAGAAUGUGACGAGUCCACGGGGAAGGGAACACCAGAGACCGUGAUUAAGUGGAGGUAGCAGAGGUUGACUCUAAGUCGUGUAACCUUGUCAUCUGUGAUCUGGUCCUCCGGGGGCCACAUGUCUUUGACUCUUUGCCGAGGCCGAAUAUCAUGGCAAUUUUUUCCCUUUUAGCCUGGGGGAGGUCAAAAUACAUAUAUCUGGAAAUGUCCUUGUGAAAAGGGGCUUCAUCAUUUUUUCUGCUGGUUAUGAAAGUAUAACUUGAGGGCACGAGCAAGUUCAGCCAGACUUUUCUAUAGUAGACGGAUGAGAUUCAGCUAUUUGCCCUGGUAGUAGCAACAGAGAACGUGAGAGAGCGAUGCCUCAUCCCCCAUACACUAAUCAUCUGCUCUCACUGUCCGGGUGGUGGUGGUAGAUUAAUUGCCAUUGUAAUAAAUGCUUGCUAUUUUUCGCCUUCCUAACACAGAAGGCUACCACUAGCGGGUGAGCGAAGUUUGCUGCUUAUGACGAAAUGUGCAUCUCUGGUGGGUUGAUUUGCAUCUAAAAGCGGGCACCCCACCAGUAAGGCCGGUGAGCAAGUCUGCUGUCGGCACACCAGAAUCGUACUGGAGGGCCACCUGCCUGCUGCUUAUUCGUUGCUAACUGGCUAAAUUGAGUACUGAUGUAAUAAUAUUAUGUGAUUAUAGAUAUAUUGGACCUGUCGUAGUACCUUCGAAGCAACAGUAGUAGCCAGAGGGUGCAUGAAUUAGAUAUGUUAUGGGAUUUGAGUCACAUAAACUGUAAACUGUGAGGUUAGGGCCUGUAUGUACGGUAGGUUUGCCUUCUGUUUGAAUAACCCAUUUCAUGAGAGACAAUGACCAAUCACCAUCACAGUGAGCUGGGGUUAUUGGAAAGUCAGAGAUAGGGCUGUUGCGGUGACCGUAUUACCGCCACACCAGCGGUCAGGAGUCAUGAAGGCAGUCAAAUUCCCUGUGACCGUUUAGUCACGGUAAUUAGUCUUCUCCAAGCUCUGAUGCUGCUGAUGGUCAUUAGUAGCCUACCAAACUUGCUAACUGCCUGAUACUCAGCACUCUAUUGUCCCUCUAAUCACUCUGACAUCAAUACACAUUUAAUCGAAAAUCUAAUCAAACACUUCAUGACAGUCCAUGAGCUCAUGUUGCGCAACAUUUCUAUUGGCUAUGCAAUUGUGCGAGAAAACAGAGUUAUUGCCUCUAUUAAAAAUCCCAUAAAUUUUCUCUAGGCUAGUCCUACUAUAUUUCUUUCUUAUCUUUCCUAAUAUUCAGCACAUUGCUUGUCUUUACAACAGGAGUAUAGCCUACCUGGCUGGCAUGAAAAUGAACCACAGGAAAAGAGUCCUCCAUUCGCUAUUUAAGUGCAUAGAUGAGACAUAUUUUUUCCCGCUGCCCUGUUUCGAGACAGGUGCAUGAUAACGGUCCAUUCUAAAUCAAAGCAAAUUUCACAUUUAGAUGAUUUAGUAUAUGUAAAGACAAGAUUACAUCAAGAAUAGUCUGUUGGGUGACAAUAUUAGCCUAUGACUUGUGAAUGAUAUAUUAUCACUUGUAAAUGAUGCCCAGCAUAAGGCAAGAAACAAUGCCUUUUUCGAAUCAUAGUCACACACCUCAUGUUGCCUAGCCCAUAGGUCUAUAUGUUUUGAUAAGGUUUGUAUCACAACUGAAGUGGCCAAAUAACUUCUUAAAAUUAAGCACAUUAAUCUGCUUUACAAGGGGUGUAGAGCCUAACUGGCAUACAUAAGCAGCAUGUGAGUUUCAAGUUUGGGGAAGAUCGUUUUCACCAUAAAAAUGCACCUUUCUAAUAAAAGCAUUAGAUGCAUAAUCGCAUUUGCGGUCACUUUUGAUAAUGGUGUUUUCCCGCUAAUGGAACAUUCGCGCUCAUAGCCUACUACCAUGUGCGCAUUGCUGCGCUUAUAAUGUGAAGAAAUAGCCUAAUAGUUUAUCAACAUUUAAAGCUAAACGUUCUGAUCUGUUGCAUCAGCCACAUUGUGUAAAAAUGGUUUUUUGAUGUUCGUAUUAAUUUGGGAUCUAUCGCAUCCCACAACUGUCCCAGACUAUGUUUGGAAUAUUUAUUUAUUGCACAGAAUAGAAUAGGUCAACUUUUGUACUAUGGGGGACAGUAGAUUGACAUAGGCUAGUGCUUUUGAUGUUCGUUAGUCCUACUCAUCUUGUUAGCUGACGAAAAGUAAAUGUGGACAGUUCUUCCAAUAUCUUCAAUAUGCACCUCAGAAUUGGAUAACGACGCACGCAGUUGCGUCCCCGAUGUAUCUGUAGGCUGUGAGAAAGACCUGAUCACGUGAUGGAGAGUGAGAGGUGCUUCGGAGCGUGCAGCACUCAGGGAGAAGGGUACAACGUACCACUCCGGGCCAAGAUCCAAGAUAACGUAACAGUGUGGUCGUGUAUUCUGUUAUGUCCUCAUGUAAAUAGCCUGUUUCUUUGUUUUUUGGGGGGUAAAUAUUUUUCUAUCUCACUUUCCAUCCUUAAACUAAAUAUACUUUCCUGCAACCCGCCUCACCCAAUGUGGAACGGAUUCUAUUCUUUCUUGAUUUUUAUCAAGAACCUACGGCUGAAACGAGCCAGCUAGCCAGCUAACUAGCUACUUGCUAUUAGCCACCGUUAGCGGUCUUCACCACUGUCCGUGGCCUGCACUACCUACCAUCCAGCUCUAGCCUGGUCAAUUAUCGGCCAGUCUGCACAGCGCGCUAUUGACCCAGAGCAUAUUGGAUUUUCUGCCGGAAUAACUGAAUCACUGGACCUUAACACCGGACCAUCGCAAUUAGCUAGCUGCAACCGAAUGACUGUGGUGGGCUAAUCACCAGUUAGCCUUGAGCUAGCCUCGAGCCAGGCCCAUCUCCCGGCUAUCUACCUCUCUGUCAACCGGACGGGACCUCCUAGUGUCGACACGGAGCCCCGCCGAUCCAUCACGACUGGUCUGCCGACGCAAUCGUCUGAUGUGGUUUCAACAGGCUUCCCGUUGCGACGACCACGAAGAUCCAUCUGCUAGCCCCGGCCCGCUAGCACGCGCAAUCAACAGCCGUGCCUCCUGUUCGCCUGUGCUGUAGCAGCCUACGAACUGCUCCCGGACUUACCUAUUGCGGUUCACUGGACCUUAUGAUCACUCAGCUACACAGCUAAUGCCUGCUGGACUGUUCCUUUACACGGUACCCCAUCCUGUUUAUCUGUUUAGCCUCAGCCCAAACUUUCGUCGCCAAUACCAGUUGUUGUCUUAGCCCUCUCGAAUAACACCUGUGAUUGCGUUAUGCCUCUCUCCCUUGUCAAUAUGCCUAGCCUAUUGCUGUUUGGGUUAGUUCUUAUUAUACCAUUUCACUGUAGAGCCCCCAGUACCGCUCAACCAGCCUCAGAGAGCUCCUUUGUCCCACCCCCCAUACACGUGGAGACUGGCUCAAUUGGUACCUCCAGUGACAAUAUCGCUUUCAUUGUUACCCAAUGCUUAGGUGUACCUCCACUGUACUCAUAUCCUUCCAUAUCCUUGUCUGUACAUAAUGCCCUGAAUCUAUUCUACAAAGGCCGGAAAUCUGCCCCUUUUAUUCUCUGUACCCAACGCACUAGAAGACCAGUUCUUAAAGCCUUUAGCCGUAUCCUUAUUCUAUUCCUCCUCUGUUCCUCUGGUGAUGUAGAGGUUAACCCAGGCCCUGUAGCCCCCAGUAUCACUCCUACCCCCCAGGCGCUAUCAUUUGUUGACUUCUGUAACCGUAAAAGCCUUGGUUUCUUGCAUGUUAAAAUCAGAAGCCUCCUCCCCAAGUUUUAGUUAUUCACUGCGUUAGCACACUCUGAUGUUCUAGCAGUGUCUGAAUCUUGGCUUAGAAAUGUCCAUCCCGAACUACAACAUUUUCCGUCUAGAUAGAACUGCCAAAGGGGGUGGAGUUGCAAUCUACUGUAGAGAUAGUCUGCAGAGCUCUAUCAUACUAUCCAGGUCUGUGCCCAAACAGUUUGAGCUUCUACUUCUAAAAAUCCACCUUUCCAGAAAUAAGUCUCUCACUGUUGCCGCUUGCUACAGACCCCCCUCAGCCCCCAAUUGUGCCCUGGACACCAUAUGUGAACUGAUUGCCCCCAUCUAUCCUCAGAGUUCGUACUGCUUGGUGACCUAAACUGGGAUAUGCUUAACACCCCGGCCGUCCUACAAUCUAAACUAGAUGCCCUCAAUCUCACACAAAUUAUCAAGGAACCUACCAGGUACAACCCUAAAUCCAUAAACAUGGGCACCCUCAUAGAUAUCAUCCUGACUAAUUUAUCCUCUAAAUACACCUCAGCUGUCUUCACCCAGGAUCUCAGCGAUCACUGCCUCAUUGCCUGCAUCCGUAAUGGGUCUGCGGUCAAACGACCACCCCUCAUCACUGUCAAACGCUCUCUAAAACACUUCAGCGAGCAGGCCUUCCUAAUUGACCUGGCCCGGGUAUCCUGGAUGGAUAUUGACCUCUUUCCGUCAGUAGAGGAUGCCUGGAUGUUCUUCAGAAGUGCUUUCCUCUCCAUCUUAAAUAAGCAUGCCCCAUUCAAAAAAUUCUGAACUAAGAACAGAUUUAGCCCCUGGUUCACCCCAGACUUGACUGUCCUUGACCAGCACAAAAACAUCCUGUGGUGUACUGCAUUAGCAUCGAACAGGCCCCACGAUAUGCAACUUUUCAGGGAAGUUAAACUGUUACAGACCUAUAUCCGUCCUGCCCUGCCUUUCGAAAGUAUUUGAAUGCCAAGUUAACAAACAUAUCACCGACCAUUUCGAAUCCCACCGUACCUUCUCCGCUAUGCAAUCGGGUUUUCCAAUCAUGGGUGCACCUCAGCCACGCUCAAGUUCCUAAACGAUAUAAUAACCGCGAUCGAUAAAAGACAGUACUGUGCAGCCGUCUUCAUCGACCUGGCCGAGGCUUUUGACUCUGUCAAUCACCACAUUCUUAUUGGCAGGCUAAAUAGCCUUGGUUUCUCAAAUGACUGCCUCGCCUGGUUCACCAACUACUUCUCAGAUAGAGUUCAAUGUGUCAUAUCAGAGGGCCUGUUGUCUGGACCUCUGGCAGUCUCUAUGGGGGUGCCAAAGGUUUCAAUUCUCGGGCCGACUCUAUUCUCUGUGUAUAUCAAUGAUGUCGCUCUUGCUGCUGGUGACUCUCAGAUCCACCUCUACGCAGACGACACCAUUUUGUAUACAUCUGGCCCUUCAUUGGACACUGUGUUAACAAACCUCCAAACGAGCUUCAAUGCCAUACAACACUCCUUCGGUGGCCUCCAACUGCUCUUAAACGCUAGUAAAACUAAAUGCAUGCUCUUCAAUCGAACGCUGCUUGCACCCGCCCGCCCGACUAGAAUCACUACUCUCGGCGGGUCUGACUUAGAAUAUGUGGACAACUACAAAUACCUAUGUGUCUGGUUAGACCGUAAACGCUCCAUCCAGAAUCACAUUAAGCAUCUCCAAUCCAAAGUUAAAUCUAGAAUCGGCUUCCUAUUUUGCAACAAAGCCUCCUUCACUCAUGCUGCUAAACAUGCCCUCGUAAAACUGACUAUCCUACCGAUCCUUGAUGUCAUUUACAAAAUAGCUUCCAAAACUCUACUCAGCAAAUUGGAUGUAGUCUAUCCUCAGUGCCAUCCGUUUUGUCACCAAAGCCCCAUAUACUACCCACCAUUGUGACCUGUACGCUCUCGUUGGCUGGCCCUCACUACAUAUUCGUCGCCAAACACACUGGCUCCAGGUCCUCUAUAAAUCACUUCUAGGCAAAUCCCCGCCUUAUCUUAGCUCAUUGGUCACCAUAGCAACACCCACCCGUAGUAUGCAUUCCAGGAGGUAUAUCUUACUGGUCAUCCCCAAAGCCAACACCCCCUUUGGCCGCCAUUCCUUCCAUUUCUCUGCUGCAAAUGACUGGAACGAACUGCAAAAAUCUCUGAAGCUGAAGACAUUUAUCUCCCUCACUAACUUUAAGCAUCAGUUGUCAGAGCAGCUUACCGAUCACUGCACCUGUACACAGCCCAUCUGUAAUUAGCCCACCCAACUACCUCAUCCCCAUAUUGUUAUUUACAUUGUUAUUUAUUUUGCUCAUUUGCACCCCAGUAUCUCUAUUUGCACAUCGUCUUCUGCACAUCUAUCACUCCAGCGUUAAUACUAAAUUGUAAUUAUUUUGCACUAUAGCCUAUUUAUUGCCUUACCUCCAUAACUUACUACAUUUGCACACACUGUAUAUAGAUUUUCUAUUUUGUUAUGGACUGUACGUUUUGUUUAUUCCAUAUGUAACUCUGUGUUGUUGUUGUUUUUAUCGCACUGCUUUGCUUUAUCUUGGCCAGGUCGCAGUUGUAAAUGAGAACUUGUUCUCAACUGGCUUACCUGGUUAAAUAAAGGUUAAAUAAAAAUAACUAAAUAAAUAAAAGGGCACAACGGCCACUGGCCGCAAAAGGCAUGGAUUUUUUUAGGGUGCAUUACGGCCACACAAAGGGGAUGCCACCGUGAAAUUUGAGGCAUUAUCAAGUGCUUGUCAAAUAGUGAAUGAGAGACUGGAUAAAGUGUGUACCGCCUGCGCAAAAAACAUAGCAGAGCUCAUGCCUUUCAAGCACAUUUUUUCAAAUCAACAUUAGAGUCGCAUCAUGCAGCCUUACAAUGUAUUAAAAAACAUCAAAACAUAUAGCUCAACGUUUGUAGAACUAAAGUUACAUUAACUAAAUUAAGCGUAUAGGAGUACCUGUUUCUUUUUUAACCGCUCAACACAGAAUAGCCGCAUGUGCACACUAACUCAAAUCGUUUGGAGAAAAUAUCCUUUCUAUUUUAUUCAGCUUUGUUCAAUUGUAUUCUUCAUACUAUAAAAUAAUAUAAAAGAAUGCCACGGAAUUGUAAGCAAAUCUUGUCUGCUAAAUGAACUAGUGUAGCCCACAGCCAUUUGGCAUAGCCAGAUCAGGACCUAACAGAAGGACAACUCAGAGUAUGCUAUUCAGUUCUUCUGAAAUAGACUACAUUUUCUUCAUAUCAUGCUUCUUUAGACCUGUAUAAAAUAAAUAAUGGAUUUAUUUGGAAGAUGUAGGCUAUAUUACAUGGAUUUAUUAGACUUUUUUAAAUGUAGAUUUUCCAAAGGUCUGCAUCAGUUGCUUGUAGGCUAUGUGUGGAAGCCAGGAGAUGCUAAAUUUGUUUAUGCUAAUUAACGUCAAUUACCGUGAGACUGACAGUUAUUUGCUUGACAUUCACCAGUUGACGAAAUUGCAUGACCGCCACAGCCCUAGUCAGAGACAAUUUUGGGGUUUAAUAAAAUCAUAAUCAAAACACAUCUAAAAGCAGCCCAGUCGGCAGUGGAUUAUGCGCUGUCCCGCCAUAUUUAGAAUGGUGAAGUUAUGGCGUGGCAUUUUAUUUCCAUGACAAUUUCCAAAAGUCCACUAGGGGCAACACGAGUGCCUGUUACCAUCUAUUAGGCUUGCAAUGAGCUAGCGCAAUGGGCAUGAGGUUGAGGAUGGGCUUAAACCACAAGCUAUGCUCCGAGCAUCGCGUGUUCAAUCCCAGAACAAGGCAAUCAUUUUGUUUUUCUGUUUUAACCCUAUCCCAAACCUUAAACCUAACCUUAUGUUUCCAUUUGCUAUGGAGGUUGUGUUGCCUAAAAGAGAACUGCAGCUGAUUUUUAUUUUUUACUGGCAUUGGAUAAACACACACACACAGACCCACACACGCACACACUCACACACACACACACACACACACACAGACAGAUGCAUGCACACACGCACAUGUAAGCAAUACACACAUACACACACAACACACACAUCCCUCCCCCCCACACAAACACACACACACAGACUUUAAAAAAUGAUUCUCUUUAAUUUCAGCAAUCAGACCGGACCGUUCCGGCAAAGCUCUGAAUCAAAGGAAAACACAGUUCAAACGCAGCCUGCUAACACACGCUAAUCUGGGGCUUGAAGGGAGGGUUUGAAGUCUCUCGCUCUGAGUCAGAGCGAAUGUGACAUUAGAUCACAGCAGCCCGUGUCCCUGUCACCGCCGUGACUGCCGCUCUCUUUGUCCUCUGGGGCAUGUGGCCAUGGUGGCAGCCUGCUUGUCAGCUGUUUGUCACACACUUGAAAAGUAUGAAACAAAAUAAAUAAUCAAAUAAGAAAUAACGCUGACCUUCUAGAUCACAUUUGGCACAGAAUUACAUCACUUGCAUUUGUGUUGUGUUGUUUUUUCUCUCUUAAAGGCACAGCUUAACUUCCUUCAAAGAUUAACUCCCUGCAACACGUCCGCCUCUGUAAUUCUCUCUGUAAACAGUUAUGGUGAAAUAAGCUUACUUUGGGAUGCUUGCUGACAUUACCUGUUGUGUAGGAGAUGAUUACAGAGCUGCGUUGCGCUAAACAGCCCUCAGCGCUGCCGAGACUGAAACUUUUAAGACUUCCCUUUUUUAAUGGUGGAUUUGUGCGUGUGGCCGAAGGCUUCAUCAAAUGAAGGGCACCCAUGUUCAGACACUUAAUAGACUGUAAAACUGUUGCUUACUCAUUAAUCCUUUGGCUCAAGGCAUCCUUAGUGAUUCAAGGCUAAAAGGAAGGAAAUGUACAGCCAGAAAGGGACAGAAAUAUCCAGCGGUAUAUGAAUAAUUGGCCUACAGUAAGGUGUUUUAAAAUAUGCACAUUUCUCUUGUGACAGGAAAUUUCCUAAGCUAUACAUUUUUAUGUAAGAUUGUUUUUAAUCAGUAUUUAAGUCAUAUCACAGCUGCUUUUGCUUCAUAAUCUAUGUGGAAUGUAGGUAGUGAGGAUGUAGGUAGUGUGAACAAUCAUGUAUCUAGUACAGUGAGGGAGAAAAGUAUUUGAUCCCCUGCUGAUUUUGUACGUUUGCCCACUGACAAAGAAAUGAUCAGUCUAUAAUUUUAAUUGUAGGUUUAUUUGAACAGUGAGAGACAGAAAAACAAAACAAAAAUCCAGAAAAACGCAUGCAAAUUUUUUUAUAAAUUGAUUUGCAUUUUAAUGAGGGAAAUAAAUAUUUGACCCCCUCUCAAUCAGAAAGAUUUCUGGCUCCCAGGUGUCUUUUAAACAGGUAACGAGCUGAGAUUAGGAGCACACUCUUAAAGUGAGUGCUCCUAAUCUCAGUUUGAUACCUGUAUGAAAGACACCUGUCCACAGAAGCAAUCAAUCAAUCAGAUUCCAAACUCUCCACCAUGGCCAAGACCAAAGAGCUCUCCAAGGAUGUCAGGGACAAGAUUGUAGACCUACACAAGGCUGGAAUAGGCUACAAGACCAUCGCCAAGCAGCUUGGUGAGAAGGUGACAACAGUUGGUGUGAUUAUUCGCAAAUGGAAUAAACACAAAAGAAGUGUCAAUCUCCUUCAGCCUGGGGCUCCUUGCAAGAUCUCACCUCGUGGAGUUGCAAUGAUCAUGAGAACGGUGAGGAAUCAGCCCAGAACUACACGGGAGGAUCUUGUCAAUGAUCUCAAGGCAGCUGGGACCAUAGUCACCAAGAAAACAAUUGGUAACACACUAUGCCGUGAAGGACUGAAAUCCUGCAGCGCCCGCAAGGGCCCCUGCUCAAGAAAGCACAUAUACAGGGCCGUCUGAAGUUUGCCAAUGAACAUCUGAAUGAUUCAGAGGAGAACUGGGUGAAAGUGUUGUGGUCAGAUGAGACCAAAAUCGAGCUCUUUGGCAUCAACUCAACUCGCCGUGUUUGGAGGAGGAGGAAUGCUGCCUAUGACCCCAAGAACACCAUCCCCACCGUCAAACAUGGAGGUGGAAACAUUAUGCUUUGGGGGACAGGACAACUUCACCGCAUCAAAGGGACGAUGGACGGGGCCAUGAACCUUCCCUCAGCCAGGGCAUUGAAAAUGGGUCGUGGAUGGGUAUUCCAGCAUGACAAUGACCCAAAACACACGGCCAAGGCAACAAAGAAGUGGCUCAAGAAGAAGCACAUUAAGGUCCUGGAGUGGCCUAGCCAGUCUCCAGACCUUAAUCCCAUAGAAAAUCUGUGGAGGGAGCUGAAGGUUCAAACGUCAGCCUCAAACCUUAAUGACUUGGAGAAGAUCUGCAAAGAGGAGUGGGACAAAAUCCCUCCUGAGAUGUGUGCAAACCUGGUGGCCAACUACAAGAAACGUCUGACCUUUGUGAUUCCCAACAAGGGUUUUGCCACCAAGUACUAAGUCAUGUUUUGCAGAGGGGUCAAAUACUUAUUUCCCUCAUUGAAAUGCAAAUCAAUUUAUAACAUUUUUGACAUGCGUUUUUCUGGAUUUUUUUGUUGUUAUUCUGUCUCUCACUGUUCAAAUUAACCUACCAUUAAAAUUAUAGACUGAUCAUGUCUUUGUCAGUGGGCAAACAUACAAAAUCAGCAGGGGAUCAAAUACUUUUUUCCCUCACUGUAUGUGAGAUGGUUGGUGGAUUUUUAUCUGUUCCUAUCCUAGUGGCAAGUGAAUGGUUGGUUCUUGGUUCUGACGAUAAGAUGAUUGGCGCCUGAAGCUAAUAAGGGGAGCUGAGGUGUAAGGGAUGAGGGGCAGGGGACGAGGGACGAGGACAACUUCUCUGAGUGCAGUCCCCUCAGUCUCUCCAAUCUCAUCAGUUAAUGACUCAGUCGUCAUCUCCUCUCCCGAUGCCCUCUGGGAAAUGUUGUUUUCUUUUGAUGAAGUGGGGCAACGCGGUCAAACAAGUCCGGAAAGUACUGGCUCAGUAGUGUUUGUCUCUUGAUUGACCUCAGUAUCUUGGUUGAACAGCAGGAGUGGUUAGAGCUGCACUUUCUCCUGCCAUUAUUGCUCUUUAAAGGGGCAAUCAGCAGUUGCUACAUCCAAUAAUAUGUACCCAUUGAUUCUUAAAGAUUAUAGCUUAUAAAUGCCUCACGAGCUUAGUUCAACUGUCAUUCCCCAUCAGAACCCAAAAUGUAAGUUUGUUUUACUCCAAUAUUUGUAAACAAAGAAAAUGUAAACAAACAUAGUUAAAACUAUAAUUUAGAUUUCAUGGAUGGUCAAUGGUUGAAUUCAUGGCUCUGCCUAUGAAUUUGAGAGUGAUUAAAUUUAUCCAGCCCCAUCCCUCAGCUUUUAACCGAACCACAGGCCGCUUUGUUAUUGUUUCUACUGCUGAUUGCCGUUUUAAGGAGAGCCUGGCAGAUUUAUGGGGUGCAAGAGGAACACAGCAUCCCCACAAUUACUGUGGGUGCUGGAAUUAAAUUGACAAUUUGUAAUGUUAAUCUCCUUAGCGCUCCUGGACUGGGGAAGCUGCAUAAUCAGCCGGCCCAAAGCCCAGAGGAAAUCAAUCCUCUUCUUCUUCCUGCUACUGCCUACUCUCCACUAUCUGCCCCCCCAUCUAAUCUUCUUAUCUACUCAACUUCCUCUCUCCCUUUUUCUCUUAUCCAGCCGUAUCUCUCCCUAUAUAUGUCUUUGUUCUCUUUCGUCGUCCCCCAACCACCUUUCUUUCUUUCUAUAUCUCCCACACUCUCUCUGUUUCUCUCUGUUUCUCUCUGUCUCUAGUAUCUCUCACCCAACUCAUUCUCUCUCUCUCUCUCUCUCUCUCUCUCUCUCUCUCUCUCUCUCUCUCUCUCUCUCUCUCUCUCUGUUACUUUCAUUCUGCUUACCUGGGAGUGAUUUUAUUUUCCAUGAAGUGGAACCGUGUGCCAGUGAAUCAGACUGGCCCCCCAUUGUUCGGGAUCUUGAAGGUUGUUAUUUAGUUGGGAUCUCACAGUUGGCUUAUUUAAUGCAGUGGCAGACCACAAACUGGUGGCAAUUUCAAACAUCUGUUUCUAAUGGUUCCAGAUGUUUCAUGUUACUUGGCUUACCUAACCGUCCUGUGAUUAAACUUGCUUGAUUUUCAGGCAACUUUUACUUCUACUGUGAGGCUACAGUGAGGGAAAAAAGUAUUUGAUCCCCUGCUGAUUUUGUACAUUUGCCCACUGACAAAGAAAUGAUCAGUCUAUAAUUUUAAUGGUAGGUUUAUUUGAACAGUGAGAGACAGAAUAACAACAAAAACAUCCAGAAAAACACAUGUCAAAAAUGUUAUAAAUUGAUUUGCAUUUUAAUGAGGGAAAUAAGUAUUUGACCCCCUCUCAAUCAGAAAGAUUUCUGGCUCCCAGGUGUCUUUUAUACAGGUAACGAGCUGAGAUUAGGAGCACACUCUUAAAGGGAGUGCUCCUAAUCUCAGUUUGUUACCUGUAUAAAAGACACCUGUCCACAGAAGCAAUCAAUCAAUCAGAUUCCAAACUCUCCACCAUGGCCAAGACCAAAGAGCUCUCCAAGGAUGUCAGGGACAAGAUUGUAGACCUAAACAAGGCUGGAAUGGGCUACAAGACCAUCGCCAAGCAGCUUGGUGAGAAGGUGACAACAGUGUGUGUGAUUAUUCGCAAAUGGAAGAAACACAAAAGUACUGUCAAUCUCCCUCGGCCUGGGGCUCCAUGCAAGAUCUCACCUCGUGGAGUUGCAAUGAUCAUGAGAACGGUGAGCAAUCAGCCCAGAAUUACACGGGAGGAUCUUGUCAAUGAUCUCAAGGCAGCUGGGACCAUAGUCACCAAGAAAACAAUUGGUAACACACUACGCCGUGAAGGACUGAAAUCCUGCAGCGCACGCAAGGUCCCCCUGCUCAAGAAAGCACAUAUACAGGCCCGUCUGAAGUUUGCCAAUGAACAUCUGAAUGAUUCAGAGGAGAACUGGGUGAAAGUGUUGUGGUCAGAUGAGACCAAAAUCGAGCUCUUUGGCAUCAACUCAACUCGCCGUGUUUGGAGGAGGAGGAAUGCUGCCUAUGACCCCAAGAACACCAUCCCCACCGUCAAACAUGGAGGUGGAAACAUUUUGCUUUGGGGGUGUUUAUCUGCUAAGGGGAAAGGACAACUCCACCGCAUCAAAGGGACAAUGGACGGGGCCAUGUACCAUCAAAUCUUGGGUGAGAACCUCCUUCCCUCAGCCAGGGCAUUGAAAAUGGGUCGUGGAUGGGUAUUCCAGCAUGACAAUGACCCAAAACACACAGCCAAGGCAACAAAGGAGUGGCUCAAGAAGAAGCACAUUAAGGUCCUGGAGUGGCCUAGCCAGUCUCCAGACCUUAAUCCCAUAGGAAAUCUGUGGAGGGAGCUGAAGGUUCGAGUUGCCAAACGUCAGCCUCGAAACCUUAAUGACUUGGAGAAGAUCUGCAAAGAGGAGUGGGACAAAAUCCCUCCUGAGAUAUGUGCAAACCUGGUGGCCAACUACAAGAAACGUCUGACCUCUGUGAUUGCCAACAAGGGUUUUGCCACCAAAUACUAAGUCAUGUUUUGCAGAGGGGUCAAAUACUUAUUUCCCUCAUUAAAAUGCGAAUCAAUUUAUAACAUUUUUGACAUGCGUCUUUCUGGAUUUUUUUGUUGUUAUUCUGUCGCUCACUGUUCAAAUAAACCUACCAUUAAAAUUAUAGACUGAUCAUGUCUUUGUCAGUGGGCAAACUUACAAAAUCAGCAUGGGAUCAAAUACUUUUUUCCCUCACUGUAUAUAGAAAUGUGCAAAUACACAACUCAAUAUUCAUAAUAAAAUACAUCAGGCACUGAAGUACAGUAGCAGCAUAAACCAAUCCCAUGACAUCUACAAAGUCAAUAUCUAUAUUACAUUUAUUAUGUCAAUAUUUAUUUUAUUAGGUAACAGUGGUGACAGUGACUCUAUGUCCACAAUCAUUAAUAUUAUCUCCUCACAAGGGCAUUCUGCUGUACUGUGAGCACCAGGGCUCCACCUUUGACUUGAGCAAGCUGCCUAGUCGCAGGUUCGAGACCAUGGACCACUUCGAGAAGUGCUUCCUGAUCCUGAGGCUGGAGGAGGGACGGGUGGAGGGGGGAUGGAGGGCUGCAGAAGGACCCAGGGGAGAGCAGGGGCUGGAGGGCCGUACGGGUGGAUCUGGUGGCCCCACCUGUUGACCGCUAUGCCUUUGCCCUCCUGGGCUGGACCGGCUCCAGGGUAAGCAUGGAUCAAAUUAAUGUGAAAUGAGUGUGGAUGCCAAGACAUCUAACUGUUCCACAUUCAUUCCUCUACUGACUAAAACCAUAAAAAAACAAGCUGGUGGAGAUUUCCUAAUUCAAUCUUGUUCUGAGGGCAACGAUUCACAUUUGUUUCUGCUCUCGAGGCAGAGCUGCUCUUAGGACACGAAUAAGGACAAAUUCAAUUUGGCAAAAACAAACGAUCCAAUUCCACAUAGCGCUUGACAGAGUAGUCAAUAAACCAAAAAGAAAACAUUGAUGAUGAGAAAUACAGACAUAGCCAUGGGAAGUAGGGGCGCUGAGGGUGCUGCAGCACCACCUGAAACAUCUGAAUUAAAAACAAAUAGAAAUGUUUAAAAAGUAAUAAUAAAAAUGCAAUAACAAUUCACAAAAGUAGUGUACUGUUCCUUUUCUAGUCCUGUAUUAGUGGACUGAUAUAGCCGUCUGUAGCGGCUAUAAAAAUUGCAGCACCCCCACCCCCAAACAUCUUCCCCCAGCUAUGAAUGAAUACAUAGCUAAACACUAACAAGAAAGCUACUAUAGGAACACAACAGUGAUGGUAGAGUUAUCCCAGAAACUGAUCUGAUAUGGCAGAUGUCUUACUGUUGGGGAAUACAGCAACCCCUAGGGUGGCAGAAAAGGGGGAUAAAUUCAAUGAAAAAGGGUAAGAAGAGAUAUGACUUUUGAUUAUGUUCUUCCACAGCAGUUUGAGAGAGAUCUGAGGAGGUUUGCCAGGAAGGAGAAGGGGAUGCGUCUUGACAACCACGCCCUGUAUGACAAAACCAAG